Molecule: messenger RNA, 1584 nt
Organism: Trichomycterus rosablanca
Lineage: Eukaryota; Metazoa; Chordata; Actinopteri; Siluriformes; Trichomycteridae
Gene: gabpb1
Product: GA binding protein transcription factor subunit beta 1
Exons: 8
Coding region: 147-1232 (361 amino acids)
Biological process (GO): positive regulation of transcription by RNA polymerase II
Cellular component (GO): nucleus
Molecular function (GO): transcription cis-regulatory region binding; protein binding
Source: RefSeq, a predicted model, not a curated record
AUGUGGAGUAACAGACAGACAGUGUGUGUAUCCCUCCGCGCUGUUGUUUUGUCUCUGCGUUAGAUAAACUAGUCCCGGUGUGAGGGUGUGUUCGCUCUUUGUGAGAUCUGAUAAUUGGAUUAAUCAGACAGAUAUCGGACACGCAGAUGUCUCUGGUGGAUUUAGGGAAGAAGCUGCUGGAGGCGGCUCGAUCCGGUCUCGACGAUGAAGUUCGGAUCCUGAUGGCUAACGGGGCUCCGUUCACUACAGACUGGUUAGGAACGUCCCCGCUGCACCUCUCGGCCCAGUACGGUCACUACUCCACCACCGAGGUGCUCCUGCGAGCCGGCGUGAGUCGAGACGCCCGGACCAAGGUGGACCGGACGCCCCUGCACAUGGCCGCCUCGGAGGGACACGCCCCCAUCGUGGAGGUGCUGCUGCAGCACGGUGCGGAUGUGAACGCUAAGGACAUGUUGAAGAUGACCGCUCUGCACUGGGCGGUGGAACACGGCCACGCCGACGUGGUGGAGCUGCUGCUGAGGUUCGGCGCCGACGUUCACACGCAGAGCAAGUUCGGUAAAACGCCGCUGGACAUCGCCCUCGACAACGGCAACGAGGAGCUGUCCGAGGUCCUGCAGGUGGCCAUGCAGAAUCAGAUCAACACAAACCCCGAGAGUCCGGACAUGCUGACCAUACACACGGCGUCACCUCAGUUCAUCAUCGGUCCAGGGGGCGUGGUUAACCUCACCGGCAUCAUCUCACCUGCUAACACUGCUAAACCUACAGUAAUGGCUACAGAGGAGGUGGUGGCGGCAGACUCGGUCGAUGGGGCAAUCCAGCAGGUCAUGACCUCUGGAGGUCAGCAGGUCAUUACCAUAGUAACGGAUGGCAUUCAGCUGGGUAACCUACAGGGAGGUGGAGCCAUCAGCCAGCCCAUAAUACUCACCAUGCCUGAUGGGCAGCAAGUAUUAACAGUCCCAGCCACAGACGUAGUGGAGGAGACGGUGGUGAGUGAUGAACCGUCGCUGAAGAGAGUCAGGUUAGAGGAACAGGAAGUAGAGGAGGCAGAGAAGAACCCUGCCAUGCCCACACACCAAACCAAGGAGAAGGUGGCGCUGUUGAAGCAGUUGGAGGAAGCGAACAGAGAAGCUCAGAAGUACAGACAGCAGUUCCUGAAGAAGGAGCAGGAGGCCGAGGCUUACCGCCAAAAACUGGAGGCCAUGACACGCCAGGGGGUCCAGAAAUCCACCUGAUACCACACACACACCCAGAGACUUUUACAUACUCGUGUUUUUAUAUUUUCAGAUGGACUGUUACUCUCACAACAGUGUGAAUGUGUGUGUGUGUGUGAGUGUGUGUGUGUGUGUGAGAGAGAGAGAGAGUGUGUGUGUGUGUGUGUGUGUGUGUGUGUGUGUGUGUGUGUGUGUGUGUGUUAGAACCCUGAUUCUGUAUCACUACACACUGCAGUGGUUUGGGAGAAUCUUUAUAAUAAACAUGCUGCACCAUACACCGGGGUCUGUACGGGGUACAAGGUUACACACUAUAGGGUCAUAGAGUACUGGGGGUAUAUAGUUUUGAGGGGGUAUACAUUAUGGGGGGUAUAUA